AUGCUAAAUAGUGGAAUAUGUAAAAUGCCAAGAAUUAGAGAAGAAGUUGCUAAGUUAUUUGAUAGACAAACAUUUUCUGAUAAGAAGUUUAAUCCACUUAAUGCUGUUGCAAAAGGGGCAGCAUAUUUAGCAUACUUAAGACAAAUUGAAUGUGUUAGUCAUAAAGUUAUAUAUGAUAUUGUUCCAACACCAAUUGGAAUAGAGGUAGAAGGGGGAAAAUUUGAAAUACUUAUUGAAGAUGGAGAAACACUUCCUACAAAGGGAAUAACAAAAAGAUAUUACACAAUCUACGAUAAUCAAACAACAAUAGAAUUUAAUAUUUAUAAAGGAUUUGGUAAAUAUGUUAAUUCAUAUGAAAUGGAAUACAUUACUACACUCCGUAUUGAUGGAAUUCCUAACGGAAAAGCUGGAGAACAAACAAUUGACUUUACAAUUAAAGUUAAUCAAAAUGGAAUGAUGGAAUUAAGUGCUUCUGUUGUUGGAAGUGAUGUUAAAGGAGAUUUAAUUGUUAGUAUUGAUUUAUCUAAAGAAAAUGAUGAAAUUACAAAAUUAAUAAAACAUUUUCAAACAUUUUAUUAA
This is a messenger RNA of Entamoeba dispar SAW760, 579 nucleotides long. Its product is annotated as heat shock 70 kDa protein, putative. The record is from RefSeq and is a predicted model, not a curated record. Bases 1 to 579 code for a protein of 192 amino acids. Gene Ontology annotation, molecular function: ATP binding; heat shock protein binding; misfolded protein binding. NCBI's taxonomy places the organism in Eukaryota, Evosea, Mastigamoebida, Endamoebidae. Gene Ontology annotation, cellular component: cytoplasm. Gene Ontology annotation, biological process: protein refolding; cellular response to unfolded protein. The transcript has a single exon.